Octopus sinensis (East Asian common octopus) is the source of this 4522-nucleotide messenger RNA. Its product is annotated as solute carrier family 12 member 8. Gene Ontology annotation, biological process: chloride transmembrane transport; chloride ion homeostasis; potassium ion homeostasis. The record is from RefSeq and is a predicted model, not a curated record. The transcript is spliced from 14 exons. NCBI's taxonomy places the organism in Eukaryota, Metazoa, Mollusca, Cephalopoda, Octopoda, Octopodidae. Gene Ontology annotation, molecular function: potassium:chloride symporter activity. The coding region runs from base 1008 to 3188 and encodes 726 amino acids. Gene Ontology annotation, cellular component: membrane.
AGAUUAAGGUUACAGUGUGUUUGACGAGGCAGACGACAGGUUAUCAAUGUCUCGCUUUCGCAAAUCGAUGUUUACAAUUUUAAGCGAAAUCCAAAGCUAACACGGAAUAUUUUUUCUCAAAUUUCACUGAAAUUUAUCCCGCUUUCUUUGUUUUCUUACUCUAAUUGAUGCUGCUAAGCUCUCUAAAAUGAUACAGGACGAUGAUAUAGCUGCUUCAUUUUCAUCUUUAUCCACGGAGAAAGCUCAGCUGUGUGCUGUAAUUUAAUUACUGUCUGCUUUACUCUUGACAUACAAAAUCAAUAUUACCAAAGCAGCUAUUCAGUAAAAGGGUAACUUUGCUUGCAGCAGCAGCAACAGCAGCAGCAGCAGUAAUGACAACACUGGCAAUGCACGUAACAGCAUAUAAACACUACUGAAACCGAAACCUAUCUUUUAAUUCUACAAACAGGUGGCUUUCAUAUGUGUAAAAUAUAAGAGAAAAAUUAUAAGAAAAGGAAUAUGGAUUUUUAAUUACUUCAUCUCAGAUUUUUAUCUCCUGCACUUAUCCACUAAUGAUUAAUCAUGUCAGCUAACCUGCCUUUGUUUAUAUAUAAAUGUUACAUUACCACUGCAGCAUCUACUGCUACUGUUGCUAUCCCUGCAAAUACUGCUGCUGUUGCUGCCUCUACCGCUACUUCUUCAAAACAUAUACUUAUUAUUGAUACUGUUGUCUGUGAUACAUGAAAAGAUAAAGCAGUGAAAAGGAUCCUCAUUUCUGUUUUUGUAUUUAUGAAAAGAUGCUUGAAACCAAACAAUCUUUGCAAUUAUAAACUGUCCUAAGGAGACAGCAUGUCCAGGAUCUUUCUAAAUGCUGCUCCAUCCUCAUCACGUGUUUUGAUUUAUUUAUUUUUUUUUUAUACAUUGUUACAUUUGUGUCGUAAGGAACCAGCCUCUUAUUGAUGUUACUGUAUCUGCUACAUAAUUAGCUUCAAUGUGUUAGCUUCACUUUGAAAAGAUUCAAGUAAGAAAUGGCUGAGAAUUCAGACACAGAGAUUACCAAUUUAAUGAGUGCUUCCUCUAAGAAGGAAAAGAAGAAACCAGACUGGCAUCGUUUUGGACUCAGCUGGGAGCAAGCAAAGGCAACUGACAGCUAUUCUGGUUUUUUGACUGAUAACAAUGAAGCAUUUUAUCAACAUGCUGAUGAGGGUAAACAGAAUGAACUUUUUGCUGAAGAUUUGCAAUUAUCCCAUAAACCAUGGUGGAAAGCCAAUUUUUUCAUCUCAGAACCCAUUCUAUUUGGGACUUGGGAUGGUGUUUUUACAUCCUGUCUUAUCAACUUACUUGGAGUUGUUAUCUUUCUGCGAAUGGGAUGGAUUGUGGGCAAUACUGGGAUUUGGUUGGCUAUUGUAGUUAUUUUAUUUUCAUCGGGAGUUGUUUUAAUUGUGUCCCUGAGUGCCAUUGGAGUAUGCGAGCGGUGUAAGAUGGAUGGUGGAGGAGUCUACUUCCUCAUCUCACAUGUACUUGGAGGCAGAAUUGGUGGCAGUGUUGGUGUAAUGUAUUGCUUCUCACAGGCUGCUGGUUGCUCCUUAUCAGUAAUGGGUUUUGGAGAAUCCAUUAUGGGUUUAAUGGAAGACUCUAAUCCAUGGAUUGCACGAGGGAUUGCUACUGCUGUUGUGCUGCUGCUUUUAGGUAUUAAUGUAGCAGGUGUUAAAUGGGUGAUUCGAGUUCAGUUGGUGUUGCUGGUUAUUAUUUUCCUAUCAGUGAUGGAUUUCUUAGUUGGAUCCUUUGUCCACACAGAUCCAGCAAAUGGUGUAUUGGGCUAUUUAGCUUCAAAUCUGAACAACAACAGCCAGUCUGACUUUUUAGAGGGAGAAUCAUUUUUUACCAUCAUGGGCUUAUUCUUUUCUACGGUCACUGGAAUAUUGGCCGGCAUUAAUAUGAGUGGUGACCUUCAUGAUCCUUUCAAUAACAUUCCAACAGGCACUCUCUCAGCUUUAGGAGUUUCUACCUUCUUAUAUGUUGCUAUUGCAACUGUUCUUGGGGCAACCUGCACAAGAGCUUCACUUCAGGGUUAUUAUAUGAUAGCAGAAAAGGUUUCUGUUAUUGGAAUUCUUUUUCUGGCUGGUUUAUACAUAUCUUCAAUUUCUUCAUGUAUGGGUAGUUUAUAUGGGCCACCCCGAAUUCUCCAGUCUAUAGCCAAUGAAAAUGUUAUUCCUGCCAUCAAACUACUUGGUCAAGGGAAAGGUGCUAACAAGGUUCCUGUCUAUGCUCUUGUUGUGGUGACAUUAGUGAUUCUUCUGUUUGUUGUUGUUGGUGAUGUAAAUACUUUGGCUCCAGUUGUCACCACCUCUUUCAUGUUCACCUACGCUGCUGUUUGUUAUUCCUACUUUGCACUAGCAAUGAGCUAUGACAGACGUCAGCAGCAAGAUGCCAAGUACUCUGUAAAGCCUGUGGAGAACACUUUAAAAUCAGAAUUGGACGGUAAAGAAUCAUCAGAUUACGGUUCCACCCACCAAGCUAAGCAACAGACUAUACACAAAGAUUCUUUCCAGCGUUUUGCUACUGACUUAGACAAACUUUUCCCUGAACGCCUCACUCAUCGUGGUCAACACCAUCUUGCAAGGCAACAGUUGGAUGAAAAUUCUCCUACUACACCUGAAGAAGCAGUUUUUGAUAUAACUACCAGACAUUUAGAAAAGCAAAAUGCAGAUAAAGUUACUGAUGCCAAAGAAGAUGCAGGAGAUACAACCAAACUUUUAGUGGAACCAAAACCUGCAAUGAUUGACCAAAAAGGACCCAAUACAGAAAUUCAUCAACAACCCCAAUCCUGGUACUCUUUGCUAUGUAACCGUUGGAUAUCUUUAAUAGGUACCUUCAUCUGUAUCAUUGUUAUGUUUUCCAUACAAUGGUUAUAUGCUCUUGGAGAAAUUUUAUGUUUUAUUGGUAUAUAUAUGUAUAUAGGACAGGCUACACCUGGUUAUUUUCCUGGUAUAGCUGAAUUUAAUUUAUAUGACUGGAUUAAAAGAGGCUGUUUGGUAUGUUUAAAGGGCAGUCAGUCAGGGAAAGAACAGUAUGUGGUACCACCCAAUACACCAGCAGUCCAAACCUUUGCAUCCCAGCUCACCGAAGACAAUGAAGAUUUUGCCAGUCGCAACCGCUAUCACCAGUCAGAGGUAGUGAAGGGAGAAAACUUCGAUGACUACAACUGAAACAGCAUGUUGGGGGUCAGUGGCAUUGAUGGACAGUGGCUGAGGUCAUAAGAUAGCUCAGUGACAUCAGUGAUACAAUGAUACGUUGUGUCACUAUUGUCAACCGCCUCACCACAACUUCACCACGACCUGACACAUACACAUACAACUUUGUGUCUGUAUGCAUGUACAAAUAACUGUGUAUGUGUGUGUGUGUGAGAAAGAGAGAAUUGAAGUAUAUGUGUCUGUUUGAUAAAACUUAAAUCUGGAACAAUAUGGAGAGAAGACUCAUUGUGACACCCCUUUGAUAUAUUCAACAAUCAAUGAUCCAAUGAGGGUGACUAUGUAGUCGUUUGACCUGCUACAAAUAGCUGCUAAAUCUCCCUCCCUCAAAUCACUCUCCAUCAUCUUAAAAAAAAAAGGACACAUAUUAGAUAAAGCAAUCCUAGAUGGGAUGGUCAUAGCUGAAUGGUCAUGCUUUUCAUCAUAGGUCUACUCAAUCAGAGUUGACCUGAAGCUAAACAAUCAACUCCUCUUGCUGUUUUUUUCAUUCCACCACAUGUGAUAUAUAUUUUGGUCCAUGUUUGUCAAAUUUGUCCUCUGUCCAUUCAUGAGAUAUCAUCAUUCUUUGCUUGUGCAGUUGGUUGUUCAAGAAUAUGUUAUAUCAAAACAUGGUUCAUAUUUGAAACCCAAACAAUAUGUGUAUGUGUUUGUGUGUGUGUGUGUGCACAAGUGUGUAUAUAUGUAGGGAGAGAGAGAGAGAGAGAGACUGAGAUAGCUGCACACAUUUUAAUGUAUUAUACAUGUCCACAUAUAUCUAUAUGUACAUAUCUAUGUAUAUAUCUGUAUAAGGGUGUGAGUGUAUAUGUAUAUGUGAUUGGUGAGUGUAUGUGUGUGUAUGUAUUAUAUAUAUGUGUACAUACUAGACAGUAUGUAUAGCCGAAUGGCUAGAAUAUUGGACAAAACACUUUGCUGUAUUUGGUUAUGUUAAGUGUUCAAAUCCUGCCCAGGUUCACUUUACCUUUCAUCCGCUUGAGGUUGAUAAAAUAAGUACUAAUCAUUUACUUGUUACAGAAAAUCAGCUGUGCUCCAGCAUGGCUAUAGUCCAAUAAUUGAAACCAAUAAAAGAACAUACAAUACCACAAAAUAUAGGUAGGUGUGUAUGUAGGUGAAAGUUUAUAUAUAUGUAUUCAGCUGCCAAAGAUAACAUUUAUCUCGUGGGUACUCUUUGCUUAAAUCUCAGAUUUUAUAUUUGCUAUGAAGAAAAAAAAAAUGAAUUAACACUUAUCCCUAUCUCUGCCAGCAUUAAAUUAUACUGAUGUAAACUAGGUAAUAAUGUCAUCAUCAUCCUUAUA